Molecule: messenger RNA, 6149 nt
Organism: Xyrauchen texanus (razorback sucker)
Lineage: Eukaryota; Metazoa; Chordata; Actinopteri; Cypriniformes; Catostomidae
Product: KAT8 regulatory NSL complex subunit 1-like
Exons: 15
Coding region: 577-3729 (1050 amino acids)
Cellular component (GO): NSL complex
Molecular function (GO): histone acetyltransferase binding
Source: RefSeq, a predicted model, not a curated record
AGCCGAGGGAGAGGAGCGAGCCGCCAUCUUCCAAACUCGUCGUUUCCCCUCGAACGACAAUAAAAAAAAAAAACAUAUGAAACCGGGGUUUUCUUGUCGAAAUUGAGCACGAAUGGUCAUUCGGAGCAGUAGAAGAGGGGUUUCUCCCAAAGAAGGACCGGGAAGGGACACAUUUCAGCCGGUUUUCGAGGCAGUUUUCGGGAGAUAUUGAAAAACAGCCGACUGAGCUCCUAUAGCUUGACUGCCCCCGUUUCUUUCGCCCAUUUCGUGAUUCCUAAACGCAGCCCAGAGGAGUGGGAGGAGGAAGAGGAGGGGGGGUUACCGUACACCGGAGCGCGCGAGAGGCCGGGGAUUUUUCCACCUGAACGUGCAACAGCGGAAUCAGCAUCUGGAUAAUUGCUUUUGCCUUUUAAAUAUUAUUUCUAUAGUUCUUUGGCGUGGGGAUUUAUAACACAUUUCCCCCACGGAAUCGACUGCUCAUCACGUGGCUGUCCCCUGGCACAGUGGUAGGUGGGUGGUGUGGAGCUGGCCUCAGCACCGGGAGAGGCCCCCUCGCCCGCCCCCUCCCAGCGCUGCAUGGCUGCAAUGGCGCCCGCUCUGACCGACGCGCCUGCCGAAGCUCACCGCAUACGCUUCAAACUGGCUCCGCCUUCCUCCACCCUCUCUCCGACAGGCGUGGAGGUAAGCGGUACCGGCAACCACAUUCUUGUGUCCAGUAACGGCGCUGUCAAGCGCAAGGCCUCAGAGGAGCGCCCUGCCCAUGGGGCUGGGCCCUGCAAGCCCCUUGUUACCUCGUAUCACUGUUCAGAUGUGACCUCAGUGUCCUCAGCAAAAGAGUCUCUCAAGCUGCAAGGUGUUCUUCUGCAGACACACAGCAUCCUGCCUAGCCUUAUACCGCGCAAGCACCAGGCUUUGGAGCUCUCUGAGGCCCAGCUAAAAAGCAUCAUGAGUGCUGGAGGAGGUGGUGGCCCUGUCCAAUGCACCACUGUUAAUGGCAUGACAAAAAAAGUGACUAAACCAGGGGUUGACCGAGAUAAUGCAGUGACCUUAAAUGGUGGCCAACACACCACUGAGCAGAAUUGUUCAAACCAAACUCAAGUUGUCAAUUCUAGUGGGGGAUUGACAAGAAAUGGUUCUCUUAGAGACAAUGCGGAGCAGCACAUAGAGUCAACAGGUGCUUCCCAGAACUGUCCCAGUAACGGAGAGCCUCCUGCAACAUCUCCAUCCUCCAUUGCACCUUUAAACCUCACAGAGGACAAAAUCUCAGACUGUCCACCGCUAAAUACAUUGACUCACUUGCUUUCUACCCAACAAGAUCCCUUAGCUGGUCUUGGGACAGAACUACAUGACCGGACACAGCACAGCCAGAGCAGACAGGGGGAUAUUGAGACGCGACUGAGGCGACUGCGCAAACGGCUGCAGGUUGUGCAGGCCAAACAAGUGGAGCGCCAUGUACAGCAGCAAUUGGGCGGACUACUUGAGAGCACCCUGGGUGCUCUGGAUGCCAGGCGGCCAAGGGGCCGUCUUGGCGACGACACCCUCACCCCUCAAGAGAGGGAUGGACUGGGACGUUUCCUCAAGGGCGGCUCCAUGCCAACCGAGUUAGAGAGACUGUCUUUGAGUUGCACCACCAACCUGCGAUCUGCUGAAAGCGCUUUCGAUUCUGAUGCAACGGAAAGCAGCUCUGGAGGAGAAACCGAUGUGGAGGAAGAUGAACUGGCUCGGGUCGACAUUGAGCAGCGCCACAUUCCUCUAUGGAGGAGAGCAGAAGGCCGUUACGCCAUGGACAGAGCUGCCAUCAUCAGUCACUGGAACUGGCUACAGGCCCAAGUCUCCGAUCUAGAGUACCGCAUACGGCAACAGACAGACAUCUACAAACAGAUCCGCUCUAGCAAAGGCUCGGUUGUAUUAGGGGAGAGCUCAGUUUGUGAGUCAGUAUCAGAGGAAAGUAGUGACUCAAGGACAGAGACCAUUACCUGCCCUGUCCCACAGGAUCAUGGUACUGUUCGGGUGGAAGGGUCUGUAUCGUCCCAUGGCAUUGCCAUUGAAAAAGCGUUGAGGAAAAGCUGUGCACCUGUCAAACAUGUCAAUGGGGUCAUUAGCCGCCUGCAGUCUGGUUCACCCGACAGCUUGGAUCCAGCUGUGCAGCUUCACUCUGAGUCUCAGCAGAAGCAGCAGCUGGGCUCUCUAACUUUCCCUGUGCACGACAACACGUGUGUGGCGGCCCGUAUUCGUCCACUCCUGUCCUGGAGGAAGAGACGUGUCCUCCGUCCCGGUUCGCUCACCAGCCUCAAUCGUAAGGCUCAGAGGUCAAUGGCUCCUCGCUGUGGCUGUGAGCUGAACGCUCAUUGUGUGAUGUGCAGUGGACGUGCUCUCCCUCCUGCAGACACCCAGCAUCAGCUCCCCCUGUUGGACAGACUGGCACAAUUCGACCCUAGCGUUCACCCCAUUCUCUCAUUUACAGAUGAUGUGAUGAUAAAUCUACAUAUGCAGCGUGUGCUGAAGGGACACUGGCAGAAUCGUCCUCUGGAGAAGAUCAAACCCAUCAAGAAGAUCUCGCUCAAACACAAGCUGUGUUUGGGCAGCCGUAUCUCUGACCCUUUCUCUAAAGACAAACACAAGCUCGCCAGCUCUCUCCUCUCCACAAUCCGUUUUUCUAAUCAUAAGAUGCGCUCAGAGAAGAUGUCCAGGCCGCAGUUAGGUGUCCCAGUGAGUGCUAGUAAACUCGACUCUCACCAGCAUUUCCGUCAGAGCAGUUUUGACAGGAGCCACAGCCGCAAGAGACCUCGUGAACCCUCAUUGGACCGCACAGAGAAUGCUCCCAAGUUGUAUAUGGAGAUGGGAAGUCCCUAUCCAUCCCUCUCCGCUCUGAAUACACCCAGCCACAGCCCACUGAUGAGACAGCCGUCAAUUUCUGAGAGCGCCACGCCCCUCCACCUCAACAGCAGUGCUUCAACUAUUCGUCGGAGGAGAGGAGAGAGCCCCUUUGACAUCAAUAACAUAGUCAUUCCCAUGUCAGUGGCUGCCACCACCCGAGUGGAGAAACUACAGUACAAAGAGAUCCUUACCCCAAGUUGGAGAGAAGUGGAUGUUUUCGCAAAACCAAUAGCGGAAGAGGAUGAUGCAAUGAAGGUUGAGGAUCUCUCUGAUGUCACAUUCUCUCAGCUUCACCUUCCGUGUGAGGAGCAGGAGCGUUCUCGCUGGAGAUUGACUGCCAUUGCAAAGAGAAGGGGCAGCAGAUCAUACAAAUCUGUGGACGGCCGGACAACCCCAUUGAUGGGUGGCACCAACCCCUCCACGCCACAGCCCUCAUCCCCAGACACGGCACAUUUCCACCUGCUGCAGGAAUACAAUUCUGUAGCAUCUCCCUCCAGCCCUGUUAGCCCAGAGAUGCUGAUGCUGUCUGGCCUGCACACGCCAGGCUCCAGAGACUCCUACCGCCUGCUGUCCAACGAAGACACACGUUGCUCCACCCCAGAUACCUUUGAGGAGAUGAUUCCCCAGCCGGUGCAGCCAUGGGAAAGCCGGACCUUUCCGCUGGAUGUGGACCCACUGCAGGAGUCCAAAACCCAUUCAAGCCCGGCUAGCGACAGGUCCUGUCGGACCAUGCGGCGCAUCUCCGGCUGCAGGUCGUCAAAGUCUGAGUCAGAUACCGGCCCUUCAUCUCCUUUAGCCGAUGACAGCGGCAAGCAGAAACAUACCAACCCACCCAAACCAACUCACCGAUGAAGCCUAGACUGAUCUGCCCACCCAUCCCCCACCAGCUUUUAGAAACUCCUGAAACAGCAGCAACAUAGAAGGAAGAAAUCCCAGCAAAACGAAUGAAAGUCCCUGUUGUUUGAUAUUCAAGCAUCAGUAAAUUCUUUCACAGUUUUUAGUGAAUUGUAUGGAGAUAUAUAAAGAGACCUGUUUUAAUUAAUUCUUUCUUUUGGGCCACUUGAAAAUAAAAAUGUUUUGGAUAAUAAAACAUUAAAAAGUGUGAGAUUAGCUUGAAAGCUAAACCAAAAUAAGAAGCUCUGAAUUGUAUCUUUAAUUGCAGAAGAGCACUUUCCCCUUAGCAUGCUAUCACACUGAGGGGUUCAGCUUGCAUUGUGUGGUACCCUUCCAGAUUUCUUCAAUUUCCCACCUAAAAUUAUUGUGUUCAGCCUUGCAGUUUAUAAUGGAGUGUUGAAAAGGAAAAGAAGAGAGCCAAUAAUAGUGAUUACAAAAAAAUUGCACAAUGGAAGAUGUUUUUGUUUGUUUUGUGUAAAAGCACUUAAUUGUUUUUUAUUUAUUUUUUUACACUCUACAUUCCCUUAUUACAUUGAAGAUAAGUUCACACAUGUAAUGCUUGGGUAUAGUAUAAUUCCCAGUUUUUGGUUUCAUUUGUCUAUUUCUCCCCAUUAGUUGAUUGCUGGUAAAGUUUUUGAGUUAUCCUUGUAUACAGAGGUCUAUGUGUGCCCCAUUUCAAUCAGAGAGUGACAAAAGCAGGUGCCUUCAACACAGCUGGUAAACUGAACCACUCAUACACCCCAUUCUGAUUGGAGCACUUAAUUGGUCUUUUGCACCACUCUAUUACCAGUGACCCUACAUUCAGUGCCCAUAUACAAGCAUGCACAGGCCAUUAAAAAUGGGGAAUCUUGAGAGAAUCAUAGAGCUCCCUGCAACUCUGUUGCUUCGCACUAAUAACAUUGCUCUCUCUCUCUCAUGUGGGCUUGUGGUCAUGUGACUUUUGAAGCACUUGAAGUCCUAUUAGCAUCUUCAAUCUGAAAGUGUUGUUAGAACUAUGCGUAAUCAAGUUGCAAAUUAUAUUGCUAUCAGGAAGACUUGCAAUCACUUAUUUAUAAAUCAAUCACUCCAGUAUAAACUGAAAUUAGCUGCCACAUUUCCUUACUUGUUCCAUGUCAGCUCUGUUACCCACUUCCCUGUCAAAUCUGUUACUGGUUUCUUUUCAACCAUGUUAUCUUUCCCUGUUACCAAUUUCUUUCUCAGCCCUGUUAUCUUUUAUCCUGUUAUUUGUUUCCAUGUCAACUUGUUUUUCUCUAGUCAACCCAGUUUCCCGUAUUCUGUCAACUGUUUUACCUGUUUCCAUGUCAACCCUGUUAUCUUUUCCUUAUCAGACAUAUUUUCCUGUUUCUUUCAGCCCUUCUAUCUAUCACAUGUCCCUGUUUGUUUUUGUUCCAACUCCCAUGUAAGAGCUCUUCCAUUGAUUGGUAAGAUAUAAACUUCCUGUGUCUUGGUUGAUGAAACGCAUUCUGCAAUACAUAAAACCGUCAUCAAAUGCAAACUUGAUGAGUAAUAAUGCUAGGUGGUGUGCUUGACGCUUAGACAGGAAAGGACUUGGUAAAGUUUCAUUCGUUGGUUCCUUUAUCAGUUGCUGUCAGUCACAGCGCCAUUUUGUGUAAUGACAAGGGAGUUUCUGUUAGUUCCCCAGUCAUUGCUUGCAGCUCCUCCCUGUUAUUUUAACUAAUAAGAAUGUACUAAUAGCAAACACCUUACCAUUUUUAUAAGUAGCUUCUCUGUAUCUCUGUCAUCAUUCAAUUCUAGCUUGUAGCCAUUUGAUCUUGUUUAAAGGAUGUCAUGUAAACCAGAAAAUCCUUAUAUUCCUUUUAUCUCACUGGAGCCUAACAGAAUUAAUUGCGUCGUAAAUCGCAUAUUUCAAGGUUGUGUGGCAAAUUGUAAGGGACCAUUUACGGCUGUCCCAUUCCUUUUGAGAAACCUGCCACCCUUUCAUUCUUAAUAUCAGUAAUUAUGGUUUCAUGUCUCUUUCUGUGGGGGUCUGUGUGCUUACUGUAUCAUGCAUUGUACCAUAAGUUUUGACUAGCUUUCAAAAGCCAAUAUUGUAUCGUGUGAGUUAUUUUCAUACUUUGAAUUUCCGAUGUGGUGAAUGAGGGAUGGGUGAGUCUGGUAAUAUCCUUUAGCAUGUAAUAGUUUGUACAAAAACAAAAACAAACAAAAAAAAAAGUUUAUUUUGUACAUACCUUGUUUGAUUCUUUACCGUGUUUGAUGUUCAGGCUGUAGCUGUCCUGAUUGUCUAGGGAGAAGACACAAAUAUUUAACACUUUCUUUAUGCAGAAGCAAAAAAGGAAAAGAAAGAAAAAAGUUUAUCGAUAAUUGGUCUAUCUGACAGACAGGCAACGUUUGUGCUUCUCAAAUUAAAAGUGAAUUAU